AUGCUGUAAUGGAGGAUAAAGAGAAGAGGAUUGAAACUAAUUUAUUACUUAAAUUUUAUCUGUGCAUUUUAGAUAAACAAUUAAUUGAGUCAUCUCUGAUUCUCUUCUUGUUUCAGGUCUACAGGAAUCUCACCAUGCCCCGGGGACUGGUUUUUAUGGCAAAUUACAAGGACUUUGUAGAGAAUCAGCAUACUAGUCGUGAAGGAUCUGAAAUUGAUGUAAAAAAUCUUUCAUUGCUAUUUUCACAAAUGGGUUAUAAGAUUCCAAAGCAACACCUGAAUAUGAAUAAAAUGGAAACGAUACGUGCUUUACGAGAGUUUCGGUCACUUGAAGAUUUGCAAAAUGUAGAUUCCUGUAUAGUGGUUAUUAUGAGUCAUGGUCGUGAUGAAAAGUCUUUCUACACUUCUGAUAACAACUAUCUUACUGUGAAUGAUGUGGUGGAAAGGUUCAGUAAUAAGGAAUGCCCAGCUCUACAAAAAAAGCCUAAGAUAUUCAUAUUCCAGUACUGCAGGGGCUCAGUGCCAGAUGUUGGUGUAACACCAGCAUCUUACCCUGUGAAUUAUGAACGUGGUCUCAGUGUCCAGACUGAUGCAGCAAAUGCUGGUGAAACUGUUGUGGAAAAAGACGCAACCUACACAGAUAUGUACAUCGUUUACUCCACCGUUGAAGGCUUUGUGUCAUUUCGUCACCCAGAACGAGGGUCUUGGCUGAUGGAGGCCAUUUGCGAUGUCUUUAUGAACCAUUCAUGUGAUAAAGAAUUAGAAACACUGAUGAAAAUGGUUUCUCGUAAAGUGCGUCAGAACUACACAGAUGAUGGCAACAAACAAGUUUGCGAGUUUGUUCAGAGAGCCUUCGACAGACACUUUUUCUUCAACCCAGAGCCACUCAACAGCAUGGGGUCCUUAAAUAUGAGUGCUUUGUCACGUGUUCUCUCAGAAUCAACAAGCAGUUUGGAAGGUGCUACGUCACCACUUCCAUUUCCUGUGUAUCAGUGUAAGGCAAAGCUCAGGAAUAUUUCCCAAGGAACCACACCUGACCCAUACUUGAAUAACAAUUAUUAUGUUACACGGCACAGAAACUGUAGUGGGGCUAGCAAUUGUUCAGAGAGAAGUAUAGAAGAAUUUGACCCUGCUGAUUUCAACUCGGAAAAUGUGGCCACUCAUCCCCGGGUGCGCAGUCUAAGUGGCACUCGUACCCGAAGGCGCAUUUCUUUGCCUGAACCUAUCAAUGCUCAAAAUUCUAACUGCCUUCCUCAGCUUCCAAAACCAUGGCAGCGUUCCUUUAGUGAGCAAACCCAAGGAUCACGAGGAACAACCCCUGAUCCUCAUGAAUUACCUGACCAUUUUAUAGCUGGAAAUAUGUUCCUUGAAGUUCAAGAUGAGUAUGAAAAUCCUUCUGAAGAAACAUUUGAUGUAGUUGAUAAUAGGAACGCAUCGUGGAUGUCUGGUGCAAGUGGAGGAGCAUUACCAAAACAUAUAGUGAAAGAAGCAUCUGUUGCACAAACUGCUGAAAUGGAAUCUUUGGAUAUGACUGGUGGAAACUUUCCACAAAGAAUAAAUGAAGAAUCUCAGAGAACAAGAAGACAGGGUGGUAUAUGCCAUUCCUACAGCAGCACAGUCAUUAGGCAAGAAUAUGAAGAUGAAGAGCUCAAGGAUUCACACUUUAAAAUUAAGAGACAGCUGUCCAUCCCGUCAACAACAGAAACUCUUGCCAAAAUUAAUGAUGUGAGAAAGUUUUUACAGGUGCAUGACUCAGACCCAAUGUUAUUAGCACCAUUACAAAGAAUUGAAAGCUUUGUCAAUAAAAAAAAGCAUGAAGGUAAACGUAGAAAACUAGAAUCCAACAGUCUGGAAUAUUGAUAAUUAUGUGAGUUAUUCAGACUAAGUCAUAGACACUGGUAUACUAGACACUGUUUGGUGCUACUAAUUGACUUCUACUAAGUGCCUUAAUAAUAAAAACUUUUAAUAACUAAGUUGCAAUAAUGUUAUUAAGCUACUGUAUUGUUCUACCUUCCAAAAAAGAGGUAAGAUCUUUAAUGAGUGGAAAUAUGUAUUUGCUUAAUUGUAGAUCAUACUUACAUUUAUGCCUCUAUCAUAAUCUUGAUGCUAGUGUAUUAUUACCAAGCAGACUUAUGUAGGUGUGAAUGAAGGCAAACACCAGCCUGAAAGAGAAUGCUUAAAGAAUUAUAUGUUUUGAGUUUUAUUUUAUUGUCUUAUACAAUACUGGGAACAAGUUGGUUCUUAUUAAGAUAAAUGAAAGAACUACUUCAGUAUUCGGUACUGUACUGCUGUGUAUGUCUGUUCUUCGUAAUAAGUGACACAGUUCUCUACUAUUUUUAAAAAAUAAUUUUUUGACCAAGUAUGAGGCCAAUGGCUAAAUCCAAUGAAAAAUGAGGAUUGGCAGAAGUUAGUCAUUUUAGUCAUUCUGACCGAAGCAAUGUUUCUAAUAUUAAAAGAUUGCUUUCCUAGUGGGAAAUUGCUCAAAUGAUGUUAAGUUAACUUUCUUAGGUGCCAGAACUAGAAUACUCGAUUAGAAGAAUCAUUGAGACUAUUAAGCUUACAAUAAUUUGUUGUUUUGGAACAUGAUUCAAAAUUUUCUAGCUUAAAUGGUGUAACACCCUAGUAAGCGAGAACAACCCCUUGUGAGUGAGAGUCAAUACUUUCUGGCAGAUAUUCUUUCAAAAAGCUCUUAGAAAUCAUGUUUUGACUUUUUGUACCAUUAAGUUGGAUCUGAUGAAUUAAACACAUGUACGACAACUGGGUAUCUUUAUUGUUGAAAUGUGUCACAUACACAGUAGGCUUCUUCAGUCAAAUACACAGGCAGCAGAUGUAGCAGUGAAAUGAAAAUGAUGCAGUUAGUCCACCAUCCUUGGAGAAAUAGUUGAUGGACUGAUUACAUCCUCAUUUCACUGCUACACCUGCUGCCUCUGUAUUUGACUGAAGAAGCCUACUGUGUAAGCAAAAUGUUUCAACAGUAAAGGUACGCAACUGUCACACAUGUUUUAAUCAUCAACUUUUUGGUAUUUUAUACCAUCCUCUACAAAAACUAAGAUCUAAUUGUCAGCAAAUAAAGUCUUACAGUGUUUACUCUCACUUUAUCAGUGGAUUAAGUUUCAAUGAAUUCAAUAUAUUACUGUUUGUGAUAUAUGAGAGAAAAUAAUUUAAAUGUACUUUGAGACUAAACUAGUUACUAGAGUUUCUACAAUUAGCAGUGCUGAUAUCACCAUGGCAAACCAUCUUGAAUAUGCCAGGCCCUGGCCUUGUAAACUUUUUUACUUUUAUUAUUAUAAUUUAUUAUUAUUUUUAGUGUGUCUAUGUGUGUGAUGUGUGAGUAAAAUUUUGACCUAUUUUAUAAGAAUUUUUUUUUUAAUUAGUGCACUUUUAGUUCAGUUUUACUUAUGCUGUAAUCAAGAUACUAGGUUACAAUGAUGUGUAUAGUGCAUUAUAUUCUACAUUAUUCUGAUAAAAAUUGCUUACAGUAUUCCACAAGUUGCUACAUGUAUCAGUAUUAGUACAACUACUGCCUGCAAAUUAUUUUAAAAUGCAUUCUCUUGGCUGUAGCAACAAAAGGGGUACAAAUAUAACUAAAAGAACAAUUAAACUAAAACUUUGUGUCUGAAAGUGACUUACAUGAGUGCUGGAACAUGCCUUAUUGAUGGAGAAAAAUAUUUUAGUUUAAUUUUUAAAUGAUUGCUUAACUAUUGAACGAACUGUAGUUGUACAAAAAAAAAAGAUUGUUGUUGUAUAGAAUAAAGAUAUGUAUGCAACACUUAGGUCAUUUUAUUAAGCAGAUGUUGCACCAUUCAGUGGAGUCUUUUUUUACCAAAAGCUAGAUUGAAAAUUUCUCAGAUGGUUAAAUGUCUAAUAAAAUGUUCAAGUAGUGCAUACAAAUCUUUAUUCCAGUUUGUCAGUAUUGAUGUACCUAGUACUUGUAGCAAUGUUGUUAUUUUUAUUAAGGGGUCUCAGGUUUCCUUGUUAUAACACUGCCAUAGUUGGCUAAUUAUGCAGAUUAAUGCAUUGACAGUUUCUGGACAUUUUUGGUUAUUGAAACAAAAAAUGCUAAAUGAAACUUCUUAAAUUGGCUGACUGUUGUAAAUUUGCAAAAAUUGUAAGAUAUAAUUGAUUCUUUUAGUUUAAUUUUUUAAGCCAGUUUGUAAUGAAGAGGUAAAACUGUAGAAGAGAUUCUGUGUUAUACUGUAUGUAUGUAAGGUAGAAUUUUACAUCACACCUGUAAGCUGGCAGUCCUUAUUUUGUGUUGUAUGAUAUACAGUGGUUACACUGUGAGAAAAAAGUUUAGAUGCAAUUAUUUUAUUGUUUUUGAGAAGUGCAUUUACCAUCAUAUAUGUAGGUAGUAAGACAAAUGUUUGGUGUAUAUAAGUUUUGUAUGUAUGACUUUACUAUAAACAACAGAGAUGACACACACAGUUUUGCAAGUAAUGUUAGAGAAUGUUAAAAUAUUUCUUCUCUUGAUGAAUGUACUGGUAGCACGUCAUCGCUUGUCACCAUUGUGUAUUUUUCCAUAUACUGUGUACAAUAUACAAGUUUAUUUGCAUCUACAAAGAGAAGCUUUAUAAAAAAAAAAAGGACUUGAUUUAAGUUUAUAAUAAUACAGUAUUUUUAUAUAUAUUUUUUAUUAACACAUAAGCCAUUUCCCACUGAAGUAGGGUGACCCAAGAAAAGAAGAAACACUUCAUCAUCACUCACUCCAUCACCAUCUUUCCAGAGGCUUGCUGACACUACGGUUCAAAAACUGCAACAUGUCUACACCCCUCCUUCAUUCAAAGCACAGGCACUGUAAUUCCCACCUCCAGGACUAGAGUCCAACUAACCCUGAAUCCCUUCAUAAAUGUUACUUUGCACACAUUCCAACAUAAUCACUGUCUUUGCAGAGGUGCUCAGAUACGACAGUUUAGAAGUCCCUCCAAACUGCCAGUAUCCCAAACCCCUCCUUCAAAGUGCAGGCAUUGUACUUCCAGUUUCCCUGAAUCCCUUGACAAAAUAUUAUCCUGCUCACAAUCCAACAGCUCAUCAGGUCCCGAAAACCAUUCAUCUCCAUUCACUCCUAUCUAACGCGUUCAUUCAUGCUUGCCGGAAGUCCCAGCCCCUCACCCACAAAACCUCUUUUACCCCCUCCCUCCAACCUUUUCGAGGAUGACCCCUACCCCGUCUUCCUUUCCUUACAGAUUUAUACGCUAUGUCAUUCUACUUUGAUCCAUUCUCUCUAAAUGACCAAACCACCUCAACAACCCCUCUUCAGCCCUCUGACUAAUACUUUUAGUAGCUCCACACUUUUUUUUUUUUAACAAGUUUGGGGAUUUUCUUUCUUUUUUGGGUCACCCUGCCUUGGUGGGAGACGGCCGAUUUGUUAAAAAAAAAAAAAAAGUUUGACGUCUCCCACCGAGGCUAGGUGACCCAAAAAGAAAAUACUUUCAUCAUCAUUCAACACUUUCACCUCACUCACACAUAAUCACUGUUUUUGCAGAGGUGCUUGGAAUACAACAGUUUAGAAGCAUAUAUAUAUAAAGAUACACAACAUAUCCCUCCAAACUGCGAAUAUCCCAAACCCCUCCUUUAACCCUUUCAGGGUCCGUCCCGUAGAUCUACGGCUUUACGUUCAGGGUCCAAACCGUAGAUCUACGCAAUGAGCUCAGCUCACUCUGAUAAAUUGUGAGUGGUACAUUUGGGCCUAGAUAUGAGAGAAUACAUCUAUGUGGUAUGUGUGUACCACAUAAAACAAAUCCCGCAGCACACUGUGUGUAAUGAGAGAAAAAAAACUGAGACCAUCAUUUUCGAUUAAAACAGCGUCUUUGCAGUGUUUUUUCAUAUGUUUUUUAUAGUUGUAUUUGCGAUUUCUUGGUCUCAUUUGAUAAAAUGGAAGACAUAUUACAGAAACAGAGAUGAUUUUGAUUGGUUUUAGCACUGGAAAUGGCUUGAAACUGAGCUCAAAUUAGCGGAAAAGCUAAAUUUUUGCCGAUGUUCAAGAGUAAACAAACGACCUCACACGUCUAAUACACGCCAGCUGGUGGGUCUAAUAUACAUUCGCAAAUGUGGUGAUGAUAUUUAUACAAUUAUUACAAUAUUGCAUAACAGUAAAUCUUCUAUUUUUUGGUUUGAAUAAAAAUCCAUUAUGUGAAUAAAAUAUCAAAAUGGAAUUCAUUUGUAAAGCCUCAAAACAUAACUAAUGAACAGAGGAAAUGUUAGUUUAGUGUCAGGAAUACCUACAUUGUUUAUUCUGGACCCUAUUUUGAAAUUGGAAUAUUUUGAACUUUGUGUUAAAUUGUCCAAAUUACCAAUUUCCGAUCACUCUAUUUUGUAGUUGAAACAGUUGACUUGGUGAUUUCUUGUGCUCAAUCGAUAGAAUAGAAGUAAUACUAGUGAAAUAGCUAAGAAUUUGGUCGACUGGAAUAAUGUAAUUGGCCUAUAAUGGGAGUCAAAGUUGGCAAAAUCGGCGAUUCGUAAAUAUCGCUGACACUAUCAAAAUUCAUGAGAGCAUAAUUUCGUCAGGUUUCCAUAAAAUUUCGUACUUUUUGUUUUAUUGCCUUCACAAAAAGAUUCUCUACCAUUUCAUAAGAAAAAAUAACAAUUUUUUUUUUUUUUUUUUUUUUUUUUGAAAAUUCUUGGACACUGGGGCACCACUUCAGAUUUUGGCCUUGGACCCUGAAGGGGUUAAAGUGCAGGCAUUGUACUUCCCAUUUGAAGGACUCAAGUCCGGCUAUUUAAAAAUAACCGGCUUCCCUGAAUUCCUUCACUAAAUAUUACCCUGCUCACACUCCAUUAGCUUGUCAGAUCUCAAAAACCAUUCGUCUCCAUUCACUCCUAUCUCACACGCUCACGCAUGCUUGCUGGAAGUCCAAGCCCCUCGCCCACAAAACCUACUUUACCCCCUCCCUCCAACCUUUUCGAGGAUGACCCCUACCCCACCUUC
This is a messenger RNA of Cherax quadricarinatus, 6924 nucleotides long. NCBI's taxonomy places the organism in Eukaryota, Metazoa, Arthropoda, Malacostraca, Decapoda, Parastacidae. The record is from RefSeq and is a predicted model, not a curated record.